Molecule: messenger RNA, 1838 nt
Organism: Eufriesea mexicana
Lineage: Eukaryota; Metazoa; Arthropoda; Insecta; Hymenoptera; Apidae
Product: myotubularin-related protein 9
Exons: 7
Coding region: 90-1838 (582 amino acids)
Biological process (GO): negative regulation of autophagy; phosphatidylinositol dephosphorylation
Cellular component (GO): cytoplasm
Molecular function (GO): protein phosphatase binding
Source: RefSeq, a predicted model, not a curated record
UAUAGAUAAAAACAUUAGGUUAUGUAGUGCUGUCAAAACAAAUUAUAUUCGAUUUAAUAAUCGCCAAUAAUCUUUGAUUAAAACGUAUAAUGGAACUUGGCGACCUAAUAUUAAUUCCGAAACUCGAUAAUGUUGCAUUAAUAGAUAAAAAUGGUGGAAAUAACAAAAGCAUAGAUGGGACACUGUGCAUUAGUAGUCACCAUCUUCUUUGGUCUUCGCGGCAAGGCGAUGGUCAAGAAUUUUGGUUACUGUAUCGAAAUAUUGAUCUUAUAGAAAAAAAAUUGAAUACACAAAGUCCAGGUGGUAGCAUCAUAUUAAAAUGUAAAGAUUUUCGUAUUCUUCAAUUGGAUAUUAAUUCAACAGAUGAUUUAACAAACGUUGUGUUAUCUAUAGAAAAAUUAACAUCACAAGAGCAAACUUUACAAUAUCCAUUUUUUAAUAGACCACAAAUAACUAAUAAUACUAUGGUACAAAUAGAAAAUGGAUGGAUUGCAUUUACUCCAAUAUCGGAGUGGUCCAGAUUAUUAACUGCUUAUGCAGAUGAAUGGCGUAUUAGUUAUUUAAAUAAAGAUUACAAAAUUUGCAAUUCUUACCCUUCUACUGUUAUAGUACCAUGUCAUAUAGAAGAUAAAAUUAUAAUAUCAUCUGCCAAUUUUAGAGAUGGUGGAAGAUUUCCAAUUUUAUGUUAUAGACAUGAAGGAGGGAGUAUCUUAUUAAGAAGCAGUCAACCAAUGUGUGGUACUAAUGGUAAAAGAUGUAAAGAAGAUGAAAGAUUGUUAAAUGCAGUGUUAGGACCAGGAAGACGCGGUUAUAUAAUAGAUACAAGGUCCAUCAGUCAAGCUCAAAGUUCCAGAGCUAAAGGUGGUGGUACAGAAAUGGAUGCUGCUUAUCCACAAUGGCGGAAAGUGCACAAAGCUGUUCCACGACCACAUGAUUUAGCUGAUAGUUUUUUUAAAUUAAUAGAAGCUUGUAAUGACAUAACGUGUUCUACUUCUCAAUGGAUCUCAAGACUCGAUAAUGGGGGAUGGUUAUCUGCUGUGCAAAGCGCUUUAAAUGCUGCUUGUGUAACUGCUCAAUGUCUUCAUCAAGAAGUUGCAGCUGUGUUAGUUCAUGGAAGUGCUGGUAGAGAUUCUACUUUAGUGGUAACCAGCCUGGCACAAGCAAUAUUAAAUCCUGAUUGUAGAACAGUACGUGGCCUUCAGGCUUUAAUUGAACGUGAAUGGAUACAAGCUGGCCAUCAAUUUUUUAGUCGCACACGUCAUGGACCAUAUCAUUCAUCAAAUUCACAAAGCUCAACACAUGCUCCAACUUUCCUUCUUUUUCUUGAUUGCCUGUACCAACUUCAUUACCAAUUCCAAUUUAGUUUUGAAUACACAAUAGAAUUGUUAAUUGAAUUAUACAAUCAUGCAUAUUGCUCUAAUUAUGGGACAUUUCUAGGUGAUUCAGAAGCAGAAAGAGAUAAUCUUCGAUUAUCUGAACGAACGUGUAGUCUGUGGUCAUAUAUAAAUCAACCGGAAAUAUUAGAGAAAUGGUUAAACCCUUUGUAUGAACCAAACUCGGGAGUUAUUUGGCCCAGCGUUGCACCUAUUAGUAUUCAGUUAUGGAAAGAACUUUAUCUUGCUCAUACAAGUGUUGCUCCAUGGAAAAAUUUGCUGUCAUGUAUGAAACAAAUAAAACAGAAUUACACGGCAGUGCGAAAUAUUGCCAGUCAAUUACAGAUUCAAAUUAAACGGGCCAUAGAAGAAAUGCGUUCAACACCUGAAACAUGUUAUGAAGAAGAAAAUCAAGAUGAGCAUACAUGUAUAGCACAGUUAAGCUUAGAAUCUCGAAAUACCUGA